Molecule: messenger RNA, 5322 nt
Organism: Linum tenue
Lineage: Eukaryota; Viridiplantae; Streptophyta; Magnoliopsida; Malpighiales; Linaceae
Source: the annotation of a GenBank genome assembly
CAUACGCCAACUUCCCCUUUCCUCCUUUCCCCCCUUUUUCUUUAAUCUCCACUCUUUGCUAUAACACACUUACUUGCUCCCACUCCCCCUGUUUUUUCCCCCUAAUUUCUUUUGCCUUUCCACCCACAACUCCCAUGGCGGCAUCGCCAUCGCUGCUCUCUGCAUUGCUCCUCCACCACUUCCUUCUGGUCGUGGUGGUGGAAGGGUCGUCGUCGUGGUGCGUGGUUCGAACCGAUGCCAGCUACCAGGCACUGAAGGCGGCUCUGGACUACGCGUGCUGGGCCGGAGCGGACUGCACUCCGAUCCAGUCGAACGGACUCUGUUUCCUGCCAAACACCAUCCAAGCUCACGCUUCCUACGCAUUCAACAGCUUCUACCAGCGCAAGGGCAUGUCCCCUGACUCCUGCUACUUCUCCGGCACCGCGAAUAUCGCCAGAACAGACCCCAGCUAUGGAUCUUGCGUCUAUCCAGGAUCUCUCAGUGCAGCAGGCGGGGCAAUUCCAACCCCAACACCGCCAACUAAACCCUAUUCAUUCACACCGCCAGCGACCACCACCACCACUACUCCGACCAUCAUCACCGGCCUUGCUCCACCGCUGCCUACUGACACCGACAACUCCAGAGCUUCCAUCGGGUCCAUGGAUGUUGCAGUGCUACUGCCUGCUGCCUCGGUGUUCGUCCUCUUGUUUAGUUUCUGAACUUCAAACCAACCUGUUGAGUCAGGGAAGCAGCUACUCUGCCAAGCACUGGAAAAAAGCUGCCACAGUUUUGUCAGGAAAAAAGGGUUGCGGAAAGAAACAACUCUGAUUUGGUGCUCCUCAGCUUUCCUCUCAGAUGGUUAGCAAUUGUAUCUAUAAUAACCCUACUGUAGUCACAAUAUUUCUUGUAGGUGUACAGUACAGUUCAUGUUCUUGAAUGUGAAAUCAUAUUGAUUCUCUCUUGAUUCUUGCCAGGCUUCAUUCAGUCAUUUGGUGCUCCUAAUGAAAUCCAGGACGUGGUUUCUUCUAAUAAAUCACUAAUAAUGUAAAUUUGAUUCUCCUUGUUCUAUAAUUCCUUUCGGAAGAUCUCUCAACUCGCACUGCCAACUACCUUUACUUACCGCCUGCCGAUUCUUCUGUGUGUUUAGCCAGGCAGGCAUCUUUCAAGUUCUCUAACUAUGUAAACAAUGUCGCCAGCAAAUUCAGCUAACUACAGAUUCCUUUGCGACUCCAUAGACAUAUGUAUCAUGUUUCACCUGCAGAAUCCCAUGACCAAAGCUGGUUUCUCUGCAUGCAUUAUACUCAGGCUGCUGAUCCCAGCUGAAGUGCUCUCUGAAGUGAAGUCGAAGGCACAGAACCCACCAAUAUCAGUGUCUGGGGUAAGAGAUGGAUUUGGACAGCAACCAGGAUCAUCAGCAUGUGUUAUGGCCAUCAUCUCAUGACUCCUUCCAGCUCCAGCGACUAUAUAAACUGGACCGCAAGGAUCCAGAGUGCAGUUGUGAGCCCGGUGAAAUUCAUAUUUGUAACAUGUCAUUGAAGACUACAACUCCAUAACUGUACAGCAAGUCCUCCAUCUCAACUGUCAUGCACUCAGCAGCUAUUGCUACCUGAAAGUUCUGACCAAGACGGAUGCCAAGCUGCUAUCACCCAUGGGGUCUGGCUUUUGUCGACACUGUACAAGUCUGUUUCUAGCCAUUUAUACUGGUCAGCUGUAUGAAACGGAUAUCUGAUCAUCAACCUGUGGUUCUAGCUCAUGUUUCCCUCCAAUCAGUUCAGCAACCUCUGAUGCAUUAUUGUUUUACAAACAUGACCAGUGACCAAAAAGGGAUAAAAGAAAAUGAUGCAAAGGAAAGCACAGGGAUGAGUAACGUAUUCACCAAAGAAUAUGACUAACCUUGCCGCAACAAGUCUCAGAUUCCCAACCGAAAUUUGGCCCUAAAGGCACUUCCUUCAUGUUCAAAAUGCAACGACUCAAGACCUUGUGAAGUCUUUGUGAUCCAUAGAGCAUAUGCUAUGCAGUCCUUUCUUAAUAGCUGAUUGGAUCCAACAUCCAUUGUUCACCGGAGCCCAUCUCAUGACUGUUAAUAAGCCUCUACCACCUUGUCUCUUGGUAAUAAGCAGAUCACCUUCAGGGCUUCACAUGGAACUGAGGAAUGUGUUCCAUCCAUCACAAGGGCAGAAGGGUGAUUGGGUGAAGCAGCAUCAUCAAUCCCUCACCAAUAAUCCCGACACGAACAAGAUCCAUCUUUGAAAUGAUGGAAACGGUUUCGAUCCCGGAUAAUGAUUUCUCUCUCGAAUUUUCUCGAAGCAUGCUUCAUGAAGGAAUGACAAUCAUGACAUGUCCUUAGAUUUUUCAUGAUCCUGAUUGUUCUUCUCCUAUCUUUGAAGUUCAGAAGGGCGAAUGAAACUGCCAGCUUUUCACUGUGAAACCCAACACUCUGCUCCUUCUCCUCGUCCUCAAUGUCGUGGAACACACUUGACUUGUGCGGCUCAUAACCUUCAACUCUGAGAUUAUCGAUUAUCUGCUGUAAGAAGUCUCUGACUUUCUGUGUAUAUACCAGAAGAUGAGCAUCAUCACCUCCUGAUAGAAACUCAUGAAUCUCAUGACCCACGACAAGCAAACUACGGCCAGGGGUUUUGGCAAUUCUCUUGUCUUGCAUUGCAGCUCUCAACUCUGCCUUCUUGGCGUAUGAACCAGUCCCACCAUAAGCGUUUGAUAGAAGCACAUAAUCCCCAUCGUGAUGAGGAUCUAGCUGAGACAGUUUCUGCUUCACUUGGUCUGCCAAUGCAAGAUUGUCACCAUGCUUCACACAAGCUCCCAGCAAGGUCCUCCAGAUGACAGCAUUUGCUUGACAGGGCAUAUCUUGUACAAAAUUAAAAGCAUCAUCAACUAAGCCAGCACGGCCAAGGAGAUCAACCAUGCAACCGUAAUUCUCUAGAGUUGGUUCCAUACCAUAUUCUUCCUUAAUGGAACGAAAAAUCUGCCAACCGUUGUUAACAAGGCCACCAUGACUGCAAGCGACUAAAGCAGCACUAAACGUGAUGUGAUCAGGCCGCAAUCCAGCUCCCUCCUUCAUCUCACGGAACAAUCUCAACGCUUCCUUGCUGCGACCAUGCACCGCUAGCCCAUUAAUCAAUGCAGUCCAAGUCCUUAUGUUUCUUUUAGGCAUCCGUUCAAAGACUCUCAUCGAAUCAUUUAUAGAACCACAACGUGAGAACAUGUCAAUCAAUGCAGUACCUAAUGCAACAGUGAGCUCCAACCCAUUUCUGGAUAUAUAAGCAUCAACCCACCUCCCCAACUCCACUGCUCCGAUGUUUGAAAUGGCAGAAGCCAAGCUAAGCAGCGUAACCUCAUCAGGCUUCACACUGCCAUCAAUCUGCAUCUGUUGAAAAAGAGCCAGGGCCUCUUGCACAGAGCCGUUAUCAACAAAGCAAGCAAUCAUCGAAGACCAAGAGACCACAUCCUUCUCAGGCAUUUCCUCAAACACCUUCAAAGCAUCCGUCACCCUGCCGCAGCCACCAUAAACCCCGAUCAACGCGUUCUGCACAUAGACAUCCGAAUCGAAACCCAUCUUCAGAAUCACCGAAUGAAGAUGCAUCCCCAGCCGGAGACGAGCGCAGGCCUUGAGAACGAAGGGGAAAGUGAAAUGAUCCACCGACACGCCAGGACGGCGGCGCAUGUUGCGGAAAAGGGAAAGAGCCAAGAAAGGAGAGGUAGCAGCAUGAGUUCGAAUGAGGGUGUUGUACGCAACGGUCACCCCGCCACCAAACAGUCGAUUCCUGAGCAUUCCCGGUAAUUCCCUGUUUGUUUUCUUGUGAAUCUCAGCUUAGAAAAUCAUUUUCUUAGCAUUUGCUUCGUUGCAGCUUGGCGCCUACGAAGUUGAAUCAGACUCCAAAAAAUCUUGUCCUCAAGCUCCAAGGGACUAUCCCUUUAGCCGCACGAAUGUAAUGGCUGGAUAUAUAUGCUGCUCCAUCUUUCAUUUUGGACUGUUUGUCAUUUGAUCUGAGCCAUUUGGCGGCAAAAUAAAGCACCUGGGUGACUUGCCCUCGUUAUCGUCCCAAAAAAAAAAGGAAUCUUCAAGCUGUAUACAGACAUAAUCUACCUAGUACGCUUCAAAAAGAGAGGAAAAAAGAUUUCCCAGUAGUGGAAUCGCUUUGAUUCCUUUCCUUCUCGACCACCCAAACAACCCACUGAGUCAGUCAACCACUACUCAGUGUCCCACCAUUCCCCUUCGACAUAAUUGCUUCGAGGAGGAAGAAGAAUAGUACCAUUAUAAUUAACAGUGACCGCGUCUUGAAGCUGCCACAGUUUUCUUCAUUCACACUCUAUUCCUUCCUUCCCCAUUCUCUCUCUGUUUCUGUACAUCUCUCUCCCAAUCUCAGCCUCCUCUGUUUCUAGUUAGGCACCCUGAAUCUCGCAAUGAAGGAAACAGACAGAAGAAUCGUGGUGGACGGGGAAUUCGUGCAUCAGGAAGAGAAGCAUUUCACCGUCUUCAAAACUUCCCUGUUCUUCGCCAACGACGGAUUCACCGUGUACGACUGCAGCAGCGGCGAGUUGGUCUUCCGAGUCGACUCGUACGGGCCCGACGCCCGGGACAGAGACGAACUCGUCCUCAUGGAUGCCCACGGCCGCUGCUUACUCACUGUCCGGAAGAAGAGGCCGAGUCUGCAUCAGCGGUGGGAAGGAUUUCUCGGGGAGAGGAAGGAAGGGCAGAAGGCGAUGUUCAGCGUGAGGAGGUCGUCGAUGAUCGGACGGUCAGGGAUGAGCGUGCAGGUGUACGACAACCCAGGGGAGGAGUACGAGAUCGAAGGGAGCUACGGGAGCCGGAGCUGCACGGUGGUCGACGCGGCGAGGGGAGCGGCGGUGGCGGAGAUCCGGCGGAAGGUGGACGCGUCGACGAACGUGGUGCUGGGGAAGGACGUGUUCUCGCUGGCGGUGAAGCCCGGGUUCGACGGGGCGUUCGCCAUGGGAUUGGUGCUGGUUCUCGAUCAGAUCUGCGGCGGUGAUUUGGCGGAGGAUGACGGUGAUGGUGCCGUUGAUGUUGUUCACGUGGGACACGAGGAGGAGGUGGAUAGCGGGCCGCUUGUUGUUGAUUCGAAAGCAAUGGAUCGGUAGUUUUGGGCCUUGUAGUUAUGGGCUUUCGGCAGCUGCUAGGGCGGGCCAUGGAGCCUGUUUCCUUAGGUAGUUCGGCCUCUAAAAAGGAAAAAUAAUGAAAGACUAAUUUGAAGCUAAAAGUGUAGUCCAGUAGUCCUACAAUGCUAGUAUGCUACAAGGAGUUAUGCUAGAGUUACAUGGCUAAUUAUAAUAAAAAAUAAAAAUGGAAUCCUAUCAAAUUAGGGUUAA